AUUCAUCAACAGCUGAUCACAUACAACCGGUGAAUAUUCCGGAUUUUCUCUGCACACAUCAUCUCUCGCUGAAAAAAUUGUCCCAUUAUUGCCUCGUAUUAAAUAAUUAGAUUAAAUUAUUUACGAUUUACUAGAAAAAAAUUCUGAAAAGUGAAUGAAGUGUUGAGUGAUAUUUUUAGUUCAAGAAUUGUUCAGAAUGAUUUAGAAAGGUUUAAAAAUCUGAGAAAGAGGAAAAUGGCUUUGAGGAUGAUUUUACAUGUGGGAAAAUCAGUGCACGAUGAUAUUUUAAUCACUCCAUACGGUGUAACCAAUUAUGUGAAGAGGUUGGAGUCACUGGAGAGAGUUGGAGUGCGAAUGAAUAAAAGGGGAUUCAGUGGAUAUGUCGCCUCGGUUUAUGUUUAUUUGUUAAAAUCCUCUGAAGUCUACAGAGAAUCAGCUGUUAGACUCUUAAAUCAAUUGACCUGGGGAGCAGUUCGGGAUGGGAAACAGCCUGUCGUCCUCCUGAGGCUGAGGAUGCCAAGGAAACAAUUCCUGGAUUACAACUGGGGUGAGAGAGUGACACAAAUGGCAAUGGAAAGGCGAGAGAUCGAUUAUGCUCUGUCCUGGCUGUCAACUCUCGGUGGAGCUUUUUCAGCAAUGGGAGAUCACUUCGCUGACUAUGCUCUAGUAGCUGGUAAAAUAUCAAUGCAGCAGUUCAAGCUGGCUCUUCGUCUGGAAGAUCCAUUUCUAGCCGCUCGAUGCAAGCUCUACGCCGCCCUGAGUCUCAUCCAACAGAACAAAUUAAAAAUUCCUAAGCGGAUAAUACCAGAAAUUUAUAGAUACGCCGUCCAAAACAAAGAUAUCCGCUUGAUGAAAAUGUGUCAGGGCAUCUGGUCGAAGCUGAAGUACCACCAUGAGCUCGAGAAGAACAGGAGAUGAUUAAUCCCUGAGAAAAUUCCUCCAACUCAAUGAAACAUACUGUACAGUUGUAAAUAAUUCAAUUAUACUGGAUCAUUAUUGUAAAGCA
Molecule: messenger RNA, 1006 nt
Organism: Fopius arisanus
Lineage: Eukaryota; Metazoa; Arthropoda; Insecta; Hymenoptera; Braconidae
Exons: 3
Coding region: 235-918 (227 amino acids)
Source: RefSeq, a predicted model, not a curated record